Molecule: messenger RNA, 885 nt
Organism: Galendromus occidentalis (western predatory mite)
Lineage: Eukaryota; Metazoa; Arthropoda; Arachnida; Mesostigmata; Phytoseiidae
Gene: CycC
Product: cyclin C
Exons: 5
Coding region: 1-885 (294 amino acids)
Biological process (GO): regulation of transcription by RNA polymerase II
Molecular function (GO): cyclin-dependent protein serine/threonine kinase regulator activity
Source: RefSeq, a predicted model, not a curated record
AUGGCCGGGAAGUUUUGGAGCUCUUCGCAGUUUCAACAGUGGAUACUCGAUCGGCAAGACCUCCUCAGAGAGCGACAUGGAGACCUCCAGAUUCUGAGCGAAGAAGAGUAUCACAAAGUGAUGAUUUUCUUCGCGAAUUUCAUUCAGUCUUUGGGUGAGCAGCUGAAAGUGAAACAGCAGGUGAUCGCCACAGCGACCGUCUAUUUCAAGAGGUUCUAUGUGCGGAAUUCCUUCAAAUGCGUCGAUCCCUUGCUCCUCGCUCCUACCUGCAUCUUUCUCGCCUCGAAGGUGGAAGAAUUCGGUGUUAUAUCUAACUCAAGACUGAUCUCAACUUGCCAAGCCGUUGUCAAAAACAAAUACUCUCACGUCUACACUGCGGAGUUCCCCUACAGAAUAAACCAUGUGUUGGAAUGUGAAUUUUAUCUCCUAGAAGUCAUGGAUUGUUGCCUCGUCCUCUAUCACGCUUACCGCCCACUAGUGCAAUACGUUGCGGACAUAGGUCAGGAAAAUGAUCUCCUCUCGACGGCAUGGAAGGUUGCCAACGACAGUUUGAGAACGGAUGUUGCUCUGAUGUAUCCGCCGCAUCAGAUUGCCAUCGCCUGCCUCCACAUCGCGUGCGUCAUAUUGCAGAAGGACUAUAAGACCUGGUUCGCGGAACUCAACGUAGACUUCGAAAAGAUUCUUGAAAUCACUCGAAUAAUCCUGAACCUUUAUGAGCUGUGCAAGAAUUUCGACGAGAAGAAAGAAAUUCCCCAGAUUUUGCAGAAAGUUCCCAAGCCCAAAACGCAGCCCUCGCGGCCGCCGUCCCAGGGCGCGGACGGCCAGCCGCCGGCACAGCCGGUCGUUCAGCAACAACAGCAGCCCCAAGGCCUACAACAGCCUUAG